AAAUAUUAGACUCCAUGGUUUUAUCGAAAGUGCAGUUGGAGGAUGGGAGGAAAGGUGCGCCACGCCGGAAGUGGCUGGGCGGUGUCACGCGUUCCCCUCACGGAAGGAGGCGGUGCCUCGCCGGAGCCGUUACCGCCCGCUUUCCGUUCGCGUCGUCCUGAGCUGAACUGCGCGAGAGCGAGGCCGCUCCGCCCGGAAAGUCGGUCCGGCUCCGGGCGUGGCCAGCGUUGCUCAACCUUCUCCACGGCCUUCCCGACGCUGCUCGCCCUCUUCAGAGGAGCGGCGGCGGGGUCGCCUCAGGCCGGGCCAGCGCCGACGCGCGGAGCCGAGCUUUGUGGUAGUUGAUAACAGUGAACAAUAUAUAGUAGUUCUCACUUAGUGCGCGAUGACUUUGCUAAAAACGUCUCCUUCAGAUCCAAAUUUUCAGUCUUGCCGUUUUCCACAAUUUGAAGAUUCUGAUUCCCUGGACCCCUUCCGAAGGAAGACAGGAGAGAAGCUCACUGAACGUUUCCCUCUUAUCUGCGCAGCUGAGAAGUAGUGAAAAACAGACAGAUUAUAGAGUAUUUUUAGGAGACCAAGAUGUCAGACCCAAACAAAGCUGCCAUUGCUGCAGAAAAGGAGGCUCUGAACUUGAAGUUACCUCCCAUUGUCCAUCCUCCUGAAAACAUAGGUGUUGAUACACCAACACAAAGUAAGCUUCUGAAGUACAGAAGAUCCAAGGAGCAAAGGAAGACAAUUAAUCAGUUAGUAAUUGAGGGAGCCAAAAAAAAAUUAGACAAAACACUAAGUAAAAGGACACCUUUAUCACCAGAGCCAGAUGAUCCUCCAAUCAUGACCAGUGAAAUUAAAAAGAAAGGAUUGAACUAUAUUUAUAUGAAGCAAUGUGUAGAAAGUAGUCCUAUAGUACCUAUUCAGCAGGAAUGGCUGGAUCACAUGUUAAUGCUGGUACCUGAGUCUUUAAAGCAAGGGAAAAAAAGAGAGGAACUCCUUCAAAGUCUCAUCAGUGAAGUGUCAAGUGACUUUGAAAAAAGCACGAAGAGGUAUUUGGUGAAGAGUGUUCUUAUGAAACCUCCAGUUAACUGGCUUGAAGAUGAUGGAGGUCCUUUACCUGAAUUCCCUGUAGGCCUAGAUUAUUCCAAUCCUUGGCAUUGUAGCUAUGUGCAGGCAAGAAAUCAAAUACUAUCUAAUUUGCACAUUGUUCAUCCAAUUAUGAAGAUGUUACUGGACCUUGGUUACAAGACAUUUGCUAAUACACUUUUGCUGGACUUAACAGGAAUUAGAGCUAAAGGCCCAAUUGAUUGUGAAUCACUGAAAAAUGAUCUAUCAAUACAAGCUAGGAAGGCAGAAGAGAAGAUAAUGAACACAUGGUAUACAAAGGUUAUAAAUCUUUUUACCAAGAAGGAAGCUCUCGAAGGCAUUAAACCUGAAAAGUUGGAUUCAUUUUAUAACUGUGUUUCAACACUUAUGUCAAAUCAGAUAAAGGAUCUCUUAAAGAGAACUAUAGAAGGAUUUGUAAAACUCUUUGACCAAGGAGAUGAACGAGGGCUGCCGAUAUUUAAGAUGGAAUUGACAAUUGAUGAUGAGAAAAUGGAAUUUUACCCUACCUUUCAAGAUUUGGAAGAUGUUGUUUUUGGUUUGGUAGAGAGAAUAGCUGAAGCUCUGCAGAAUGUCCAGUCAGUACCCUCUUGGCUAUCAGCAGCUUCACCACCUGUAAAUCUUGACACAGAACUUCCAGAACACAUGUUACAGUGGGCACUUGAUGUGCUAAAGGUGGAAAUACAUCGUAACUUAGAAGGUGCAAGACAACACUAUGAGACAUACGUUGAAAAAUAUAAUUGGCUCCUUGAUGGCACUGCAGUUCAGCUGAUAGAGACUUUUCAGGCGGAAGAUCACACUUUUGAUGAAUACACAGAGUUUAUAGAAAAAUUUUUCAACCUUGCCUCAGAAAUAAUGCUUUUACCUCAGUGGGUUCAUUUCCCUAUGGUUCGUUUGGAUUGUGAAGAUUUGAAGACAGGCCUAACAAAGAAAGCAAGAGCCUUUGCAAAUAAAUUAUUAAAUGACAUAGCUACAAAACAUAGAAACGAAAAUGAAUGUAUUUGCAGUGAAUUUGAAGCAAUUAAAGAACAUGCAUUAAAAAUCCCUGAGACAACAGAAGAGAUGAUGGAUCUGAUAGCUUAUGUCGAAAAAGCCCGAACCAUAAGAAUGCAGGAUUUGAUUUCAAGAAUCCAGGAAUCCAAACGCCGAAUGAAUUACUUUUUAGAUGUUUUUAUAUUUCCUCAAGAAGAGUUAGCUUUGAAUUCAGCUGUUCUUUUGUGGCCUUGGAAAAUUUAUCCCAUCUUUGAUGAAAAUGAUGAGAUAAUUGAAGUUGCUAAACGCAAAAAAGAAAAUGAGUUAAUAGCCAAGAGAGAGAAAUUGAUUUUGGAACUAGAAAAGGAAUCACGCCGCAUGGAGGAGUUUGCAGAAUUUGCAGAACUGGACCGCAUGCAACAGUAUGUGACCGAUGUAAGACAACUGCAAAAACGUAUUCAGGAAUCUGAAGAAGCAGUUCAGUUUAUUAAUAAAGAAGAAGAACUUUUCAAGUGGGAAGUGACAAAAUAUCCUGAAUUGGAUAAAUUGAAAGUUAACAUUGAGCCCUAUCAGAAGUUUUUUAAUUUAGUCUUGAAGUGGCAACGAACAGAAAAACGGUGGAUGGAUGGAGGGUUUUUGGAUCUUAAUGGGGAAAGCAUGGAAGCUGAUGUAGAUGAAUUUUCCCGAGAGAUUUUUAAGACACUGAAAUUUUUCCAAAUGAAACUGAAGAAGGAAUUACAAGAAAAAAGAAAGUUAGCAAAAAGACGAUCUCUGGGAGAAGAGAGAGUUGAAGAAGAACCAAAAGAGAAUCCUACUAUUAAUAUGUGCUCUACAGUAAUGGAGAACAUAAAAGUUUUUAAGGAAAAUAUCCCUACUGUCUCCAUCCUAUGCAAUCCAGGAAUGAGAGCACGUCACUGGAAACAGAUGUCAGAAAUUGUAGGCUAUGACUUGACUCCAGACUCUGGAACUACACUGAGAAAAGUUUUAAAAUUAAACCUUACACAAUACUUGGAACAAUUUGAAGUGAUAAGUGCAGGUGCAAGCAAGGAAUUUUCAUUAGAAAAGGCUAUGCAUACAAUGAUGGGAACUUGGGAUGAUAUUGCUUUUCAUGUAAGUCUAUAUCGUGAAACUGGAGUCUGUAUUCUUUCUUCAGUAGAUGAGAUUCAGGCUCUCCUUGAUGAUCAAAUUAUAAAAACUCAGACAAUGAGAGGAUCACCUUUCAUUAAACCAUUUGAAAAAGAGAUCAAGGCCUGGGAGGACCGUUUGAUUCGAAUACAAGAAACGAUUGAUGAAUGGUUAAAAGUACAAGCUCAAUGGCUAUACUUGGAGCCCAUUUUUUGCUCUGAGGAUAUCAUGCAACAGAUGCCAGAAGAAGGACGUCAAUUUCAGACAGUAGACAGACAUUGGAGAGAUGUUAUGAAGUUUUGUGCAAAAGAUCCAAAGGUUCUUGCUGCUACUUCUUUAACAGGUUUAUUGGAAAAACUACAGAGCUGCAAUGAACUUUUGGAGAAAAUUAUGAAAGGGCUUAAUGCAUAUCUUGAAAAAAAACGACUUUUCUUCCCUCGUUUCUUCUUCUUAUCUAACGAUGAAAUGUUAGAGAUUUUGUCAGAGACCAAAGAUCCACUUAGAGUUCAGCCUCAUUUAAAAAAAUGCUUUGAGGGCAUUGCUAAAUUGGAGUUCCUUCCCAAUUUGGACAUUAAGGCCAUGUAUAGUUCUGAAGGUGAGCGCGUGGAGCUGAUUGCACUUAUUUCCACGUCUGCAGCACGAGGAGCUGUGGAAAAGUGGCUGAUUCAAGUGGAAGAUUUAAUGCUCCGGAGUAUUCAUGAUGUGAUUGCUGCAGCCAGGCUGGCUUAUCCAGACUCUACAAGAAGAGACUGGGUUCGAGAGUGGCCUGGACAAGUUGUACUUUGUGUUUCUCAAAUGUUCUGGACUUCUGAGACACAGGAAGUUAUAAGUGAUGGGACAAAGGGAUUAAUUAAGUACUAUAAGGAACUUCAGAAUCAACUAAAUGAUAUUGUAGGGCUGGUAAGAGGAAAACUAUCGAAGCAGACCAGGACUACUCUGGGCGCUUUGGUUACUAUUGAUGUUCAUGCUAGAGACGUGGUCAUGGACAUGAUUGAUGUGGGUGUCUCACAUAAUACAGAUUUCCAGUGGCUUGCUCAGCUUCGAUAUUACUGGGAAUAUGAGAAUGCUCGAGUUCGCAUCAUUAAUUGCAAUGUCAAAUAUGCUUAUGAAUAUCUUGGCAACUCACCUCGACUUGUCAUUACUCCUCUAACUGACAGAUGUUACAGAACAUUGAUAGGUGCCUUCUAUUUAAAUCUUGGAGGUGCUCCAGAAGGACCAGCAGGCACAGGAAAAACUGAAACCACCAAGGACUUGGCUAAAGCUCUUGCUGUACAGUGUGUGGUGUUCAACUGUUCAGAUGGGUUAGAUUAUCUAGCAAUGGGAAAGUUUUUUAAAGGAUUGGCUUCUUCUGGUGCUUGGGCUUGCUUUGAUGAAUUUAAUCGAAUUGAGUUGGAAGUGUUGUCAGUGGUAGCUCAACAGAUCCUUUGCAUUCAGAGAGCCAUUCAACAGAAGCUGGAUGUGUUUGUUUUUGAAGGGGCAGAACUUAAACUCAAUCCCAACUGUUUUGUAGCUAUUACCAUGAAUCCUGGCUAUGCGGGACGUUCUGAAUUGCCAGACAAUCUUAAGGUUCUUUUUAGAACAGUGGCUAUGAUGGUUCCAAACUAUGCCCUCAUAGCAGAAAUCUCCCUCUACUCCUAUGGAUUUUUGAAUGCAAAACCUUUGUCUGUGAAGAUAGUAAUGACCUAUAGGCUUUGCUCAGAACAGCUCUCAUCGCAAUUUCAUUAUGACUAUGGAAUGCGAGCAGUGAAAGCAGUUUUAGUGGCUGCUGGAAACCUAAAACUAAAAUUUCCAAAUGAAAAUGAAGAUAUACUUCUUCUUCGAUCAAUUAAAGAUGUAAAUGAACCAAAGUUUUUAUCACAUGAUAUACCCUUAUUUAAUGGAAUAACUAGUGACUUAUUUCCUGGCAUUAAACUUCCUGAAGCUGACUAUCAUCUCUUCCUUAAUAGUUUUAUGUUAGUAGGAGAACCUUUUGCUGCUAAGACAGAAGUUCUGCAUGUGCUGGCUGAUACUCUAACUCUUAUGCAUGAACGUGGCUAUGGAGAGGAAGAAAAGGUCAUUUAUAGGACUGUAAACCCCAAAUCCAUUACUAUGGGCCAACUUUUUGGACAGUUUGACCCAGUAUCUCAUGAGUGGACUGAUGGUAUUGUGGCUAACACUUUUAGAGAAUUUGCCUUAUCAGAAACAACUGACCGGAAAUGGGUUGUAUUUGAUGGUCCCAUUGACACCUUGUGGAUAGAGAGCAUGAACACAGUAUUGGAUGAUAAUAAAAAGCUUUGCCUUAUGAGUGGAGAAAUCAUUCAAAUGUCCCCUCAAAUGAGCCUAAUCUUUGAAGCAAUGGACCUUUCCCAGGCCUCACCCGCCACUGUAAGCCGCUGUGGCAUGAUUUAUUUGGAACCCUCACAAUUAGGAUGGGAACCGCUUGUGUCUUCAUGGUUGAGUUCACUGAAGGGACCUUUACAGGAACAUGAAAAUCAGGCUCUUCUGAGAGGACUUUUUGACUGGUUAAUAUGGCCCUCUUUAAGGCUUCGUAAGAAACAGUGCAAGGAACUGAUUCCUACAAGUGAUAGCAAUGCAGUUGUAUCUCUCACACGCCUCUUUGAAGUACUCCUCUGUGAUGUGGUAGAAAAUGAUCCUACAAGCAAGCACAUUCAUGUUUGGAUUAUGCAGGCUUGCUUUAUGUUUUCUUUGAUUUGGUCCAUUGGAGGAAGUUGUGAUACAAAUGGUCGCAUUAUUUUUGAUUCUUUCCUACGAUCAGUCAUGCUGGGAAAUAUUGAAAGCAUCCCAGUGCCUGAUUCUGUGGGUAAAUGGGAAUGCCACUUUGAUGAAAAAGGCUUGGUAUAUGAUUACAUGUAUGAGUUGAAAAACCGAGGUCGCUGGGUCCAUUGGAAUGAAUUAAUUAAAAGUACUGAUUUAGGAGAUAAACGUAUCAAGAUUCAAGAUAUCAUAGUUCCUACAAUGGACACAGUUAGAUAUACAUUUCUAAUGAAUUUGAGUAUUACCUAUGCCAAGCCACUGCUUUUUGUGGGUCCAACUGGUACAGGAAAAUCAGUGUAUGUGAAGGAUAAGCUAAUGAAUCACUUGGAAAAGAACCAGUAUUUUCCUUUUUAUGUUAAUUUCUCUGCACGGACCAGUGCCAACCAGGUUCAGAACAUUAUUAUGGCAAGAUUGGAUAAAAGACGCAAAGGAGUUUUUGGACCACCUAUGGGAAAGAAGUGUAUAAUUUUUAUAGAUGAUAUGAAUAUGCCUACAUUGGAGAAAUAUGGAGCUCAACCUCCUAUUGAAUUAUUACGACAGUUUUUUGACUGUGGGAAUUGGUAUGACCUUAAGGACACAAGUAAAAUCACAUUGGUUGACAUACAGCUGAUUGCUGCCAUGGGCCCUCCAGGUGGUGGAAGAAAUCCAGUCACUCCCCGUUUUAUUCGACAUUUCAACAUCUGCACUAUUAAUGCUUUUAGUGAUGAAACAAUGGUCCGAAUCUUCUCAUCAAUUGUAGCAUUCUACCUUAGGACUCGUGAUUUUCCUCCUGAGUUCUUCUUAAUUGGAAACCAAAUUGUCAGUGGGACUAUGGAGAUAUACAAACAAUCCAUGAAAAAUCUUUUGCCCACUCCCACAAAAUCUCAUUACACUUUCAACUUGAGGGAUUUUUCACGUGUCAUCCAGGGCUGCUUACUCAUUGAAAGAGAUGCCGUGGGGAGCAAGCACACCAUGAUCCGGCUGUUCGUGCAUGAGGUUCUUCGAGUGUUUUAUGAUCGCCUCAUUAAUGAUGAGGAUCGAUAUUGGCUGUUCAAUUUAAUCAAAGUUGUUAUAAAGGAGCACUUUAAAGAAUCAUUUGAUAGUGUCUUUUCACAUUUGAGGAAAGAGAAUGCACCAGUAACUGAAAAGGACUUAAGAAAUCUUAUGUUUGGUGACUAUAUGAAUACUGACCUUGAAGGAGAUGACAGAGUUUAUAUUGAAAUUCCAAAUAUUCAUCAAUUUAGUGACAUUGUGGACCAAUGCUUAGAUGAAUAUAAUCAAACUCACAAAAGAAGAAUGAAUCUUGUCAUUUUUAGGUAUGUAUUGGAACAUUUAUCACGAAUAUGUCGAAUUCUAAAGCAGUCUGGUGGAAAUGCUUUGCUUGUUGGACUUGGAGGAAGUGGUCGUCAAUCUUUAACUCGUCUGGCUACAUCCAUGGCAAAAAUGCAGAUAUUCCAACCAGAAAUUUCUAAGAGCUAUGGUAUGAAUGAGUGGAGAGAAGACAUGAAGGUUCUCUUAAGGAAUGUGGGUAUGAGAGGCCAGAAGACAGUCUUUCUAAUCACGGACACUCAAAUAAAAGAGGAAGCUUUCCUUGAGGAUAUCGACAGUGUGCUCAACACCGGAGAAGUACCUAACAUUUUUGCAGCAGAUGAAAAACAAGAAGUGAUGGAGGGUGUCCGUCCUGUAGCUCAGGCUGGCAAUAAACAUGGUGAACUUAGUCCCUUAGCCCUGUUUGCUUUCUUUGUGAAUCGCUGCAAAGAUAAUCUUCACGUUGUAGUGGCCUUUAGCCCCAUUGGAGAUGCUUUUCGAAAUCGCCUGAGACAGUUUCCAUCCCUCAUCAAUUGCUGUACCAUUGACUGGUUUCAGCCAUGGCCUGAAGAUGCCCUUGAGCUUGUAGCUGUGAAAUUCUUAGAAACACUGGAGCUUACUGAAGUUGAACGACGAGAGAUAGUUCCAAUCUGCAAACAUUUUCAUACUUCUAUUAUGGAUCUUUCAGAAAGGUUCUUGCAGGAGUUAGGACGACAUAACUAUGUUACUGCUACUUCUUAUCUUGAACUUAUUGCCUCAUUUCGACAGCUGUUGACUCAGAAGCGACAAGCUGUUGUGGAAGCAAAACAAAGAUACGUGAAUGGGCUUGACCAACUAGCUUUUGCUGAAUCUCAGGUUGGUGAAAUGAAAUUGGAGCUAGUUCAGUUACAGCCCAAAUUGGAGGAAGCUAAAAUUGAAAAUGCACAUAUGAUGCAGGUUAUUGAGAUAGAGUCUGCACAAGUAGAAGCAAAAAGAAAGUUUGUGAAAUUAGAUGAAGAGGUAGCCAGUGGAAAGGCUGAAGAAGCCCAACUUCUGAAAAAUGAGUGUGAAAGUGACUUAGCUGAGGCAAUUCCAGCCUUGGAAGCAGCUCUUUCUGCACUGGAUACACUAAAGCCAUCUGACAUUACAAUUGUGAAAUCAAUGAAGAAUCCUCCAUCUGGUGUUAAGCUAGUUAUGGCUGCUAUUUGUGUCAUGAAAGAUAUAAAACCAGAAAAAAUUACAGAUCCUUCAGGAACUGGAGGAAAGAUAUUUGAUUACUGGGGUCCUAGCAAAAAACUUCUGGGAGAUAUGAAUUUCUUAAGAGAUUUGAAAGAAUAUGACAAGGACAACAUUCCAGUGAAUGUUAUGCAGAAGAUUCGUGGUGACUAUUUAACAAACCCUGAAUUUGACCCCCCUAAGAUUGCUAAGGCUUCUUCUGCAGCUGAGGGUCUGUGUAAAUGGAUCAUGGCUAUGGAAGUAUAUGACAGAGUUGCAAAGGUAGUGGCUCCUAAGAAAGCCCGUUUAACAGAAGCUCAGAAGUCCUUAGCUGAGAUAAUGGAAAUUUUGAAUCAGAAGAGAGCAGAAUUGGCAGAAGUUGAACAUCAUUUGGAAAAUUUACAAAAUAUUUUUUCUGAAAAAACUGAGGAAAAGGCUCGUUUAGAAGAUCAGGUGGAACUCUGUGCUAAGAAGCUUGAAAGAGCCUCAAAACUAAUUGGAGGACUGGGUGGAGAAAAAUCAAGAUGGUCUCAAGCUGCAGAUGACCUCCAAAUAGUAUAUGAAAAUUUGACUGGCGAUGUCUUGGUAUCAGCAGGAGUAAUAGCCUACCUUGGUGCUUUUACUUCUGGCUUUCGACAAACAUGUACAGAAAAUUGGAGCAGGUUGUGCAAGGAGAAAAAAUUCCCAUGUUCAGAGGAGUUCUCAUUGAGUAAGACCCUGGGUGAUCCAGUAAAAAUUAGAGCUUGGAAUAUUGCUGGAUUACCAACAGAUACUUUCUCCAUAGAUAAUGGAGUGAUUGUUAAUAACUCCAGGCGUUGGCCUUUAAUGAUUGACCCCCAGGGUCAAGCCAAUAAGUGGAUCAAAAACUCUGAGAAAGAUAAUCAGCUUAGUGUUAUUAAGCUAUCAGAUUCAGACUAUAUGAGAACACUGGAAAACUGUAUUCAGUUUGGAACUCCGCUUCUGUUAGAGAAUGUUGGCGAAGAACUGGACCCAUCUUUGGAGCCUUUACUACUUAGACAAACUUUUAAACAAGGUGGCAUUGAUUGUAUCAGGCUUGGUGAAGUCAUUAUUGAGUAUUCCUUUGAUUUCAAGUUUUAUAUCACCACAAAACUGAGAAAUCCACACUAUAUGCCAGAGCUAGCUACAAAAUUGUCUUUGCUCAAUUUCAUGAUAACUCCAGAAGGACUUGAAGAUCAGUUAUUAGGUAUUGUUGUCGCAAAGGAGAGACCAGAAUUAGAAGAGGAAAGAAAUGCUCUUAUUCUUCAGUCUGCAGCUAAUAAGAAACAGCUAAAAGAUAUAGAGAAAAGAAUUUUGGAAACAUUAUCAUCUUCAGAAGGGAACAUUUUAGAAGAUGAAAGUGCAAUUAAAGUCUUAGACUCUGCUAAAAUGAUGUCCAAUGAGAUAACAAAGAAACAGCAGAUUGCAGAAAAAACAGAACUCAAAAUAGCAGAGUCUCGAGAAGGAUAUAGACCUAUUGCUAAACAUUCAUCAGUAUUAUUCUUUAGCAUUGCAGACCUGGCUAACAUUGAUCCUAUGUACCAGUACUCUCUUAGCUGGUUCGUGAACCUUUAUAUCAACUCUAUUCAUGACAGUAACAGAUCAAAAAUCUUGGAAAAGCGCCUCCGAUAUUUAAAUGACCACUUCACAUACAACUUAUAUUGUAAUAUAUGCCGAUCGCUAUUUGAGAAGGACAAGCUGUUGUUUUCCUUUUUAUUAUGUGCAAAUCUCCUUCUGGCAAAGAAAGAGAUCGACUACCAGGAACUUAUGUUUCUUUUAACUGGAGGAGUGAGUCUUAAGAGUGCUGAGAAAAAUCCUGAUCCAACAUGGUUACAGGAUAAAAGCUGGGAGGAAAUUUGUCGUGCUAGUGAAUUUCCUGCCUUCCAAGGACUCAGGUCACAUUUUUGUACAUAUAUAGAUGAAUGGCAGAAAAUAUAUGACAGUAAAGAGCCACACAAUGCUGUUUUACCAGAACCAAUGAAUCAGACGCUAAAUGAACUACAGAAAAUAAUAAUUCUUCGGUGCUUAAGACCCGAUAAGAUAACUCCAGCUAUAACAAAUUAUGUAACUGACAAACUGGGGAAAAAGUUUGUAGAGCCUCCACCAUUUGAUUUGACAAAGAGUUACUGGGAUUCAAAUUGCACUAUUCCCUUAAUUUUUGUGCUAUCUCCUGGAGCAGAUCCCAUGGCCAGCCUGCUGAAAUUUGCAAAUGAUAAAGCUAUGACUGGAAAUAAAUUUCAAGCUAUUUCACUGGGACAGGGACAAGGACCAAUUGCAACAAAAAUGAUUAAAGCAGCAAUAGAAGAAGGAACUUGGGUUUGCCUACAGAAUUGUCACCUUGCUGUCUCCUGGAUGCCCAUGUUGGAAAAAAUAUGUGAAGAUUUUUCCCCUGAUGUCUGUAACUCAUCCUUUAGGCUUUGGCUUACAAGUUAUCCAUCUCCAAAAUUCCCCGUAACAAUUCUACAAAACGGAGUGAAAAUGACUAAUGAACCUCCUACGGGUCUUCGGCUAAAUCUCCUCCAAUCAUAUCUCACUGAUCCAAUUUCUGAUCAUCAUUUUUUUAAUGGAUGCCAUGGAAAGGAGUUGGCAUGGGAGAAGUUGCUGUUUGGAGUUUGUUUCUUUCAUGCCCUCGUACAAGAGAGAAAGAAAUUUGGUCCUCUUGGUUGGAAUAUUCCAUAUGGAUUUAAUGAAUCAGACUUACGCAUCAGUAUUCGACAACUGCAGUUAUUUAUAAAUGAAUAUGACACAAUUCCAUUUGAAGCUAUCUCUUACCUGACUGGGGAGUGUAAUUAUGGAGGAAGAGUGACAGAUGAUUGGGACAGACGGCUCCUCUUAACCAUGCUGGCUGACUUUUAUAAUACACACAUAAUUGAAAACCCUCAUUAUAAAUUUUCUCCCAGUGGAAACUAUUUUGCACCUCCCAGAGGCACCUAUAAUGAUUACAUUGAAUUCAUUAAGAAACUUCCAUUUACUCAACACCCUGAGGUAUUUGGAUUACAUGAAAAUGUUGAUAUCUCCAAAGACCUUCAACAAACAAAAGUCCUCUUUGAGUCCUUGCUUCUCACCCAGGGAGGCUCCAAACAGACAGGAUCUUCAGGAAGUACUGACCAGAUUCUAUUUGAAAUUAGCAGAGAUAUUCUCCAAAAGCUACCAAAUGAUUUUGACAUUGAAGCAGCCCUGUUGAAAUAUCCUGUGAGCUAUGAAGAGAGCAUGAAUACUGUGUUAGUACAAGAAAUGGAAAGAUUUAACAAUUUAAUUAAAACUAUACGUAGCACUCUACAGGACCUCGAGAAAGCUAUUAAGGGUGUGGUUGUAAUGGACUCUGCAUUGGAGGCACUCUCCGGAAGUUUGCUUGUUGGAAAAGUUCCAGAAAUAUGGGCCCAACGAUCAUAUCCAAGUCUUAAGCCCCUAGGAAGUUACAUCACAGAUUUUUUAGCCCGGUUGAACUUUUUACAGGACUGGUAUGAUUCAGGAAAACCUUGUGUAUUUUGGCUCUCUGGUUUCUUUUUCACCCAAGCCUUUUUAACUGGAGCUAUGCAGAAUUAUGCCAGAAAAUAUACCAUCCCUAUUGAUUUACUAGGAUAUGAAUUUGAGGUUAUUCCUUAUGAUAAAUCUGAGACAUCACCAGAAGAUGGAGUUUACAUCCAUGGAUUAUAUCUCGAUGGAGCACGCUGGGACAGACCAAGUGGAUUACUUGCCGAACAAUAUCCCAAACUUCUGUUUGACCUGAUGCCUAUCAUAUGGAUAAAACCAAAUCAAAAGGAUCAGAUUGAGAAGUCGAAUGCCUAUAUCUGUCCCCUCUACAAGACAAGUGAACGUAAAGGAACUCUUUCCACGACAGGACAUUCUACUAACUUUGUCAUUGCAAUGUUGUUAAAAACGGACCAACCCGUUCAACACUGGAUCAAGCGUGGGGUUGCUUUGCUUUGUCAGUUGGAUGACUAAAUUGGACAAAUUUAACAAAAUAUCUGAAGCAAAAAAAAAAUACCAUGUCUUCACAUACUUCAAAAUAUAUAUAUAAUAAAACCAAGUAUCUUGGUAUCAUUCUUAAGUGGUCUUUGUGAAAGGUCUUUGCAUAGCUCUCCUCCCUGAUAUAUCA
Molecule: messenger RNA, 12523 nt
Organism: Myotis lucifugus (little brown bat)
Lineage: Eukaryota; Metazoa; Chordata; Mammalia; Chiroptera; Vespertilionidae
Gene: DNAH12
Product: dynein axonemal heavy chain 12
Exons: 75
Coding region: 580-12369 (3929 amino acids)
Biological process (GO): microtubule-based movement
Cellular component (GO): dynein complex
Molecular function (GO): ATP binding; dynein intermediate chain binding; dynein light intermediate chain binding
Source: RefSeq, a predicted model, not a curated record